Messenger RNA from Necator americanus (New World hookworm), 465 nucleotides. RefSeq lists its product as uncharacterized. The record is from RefSeq and is a predicted model, not a curated record. Bases 1 to 465 code for a protein of 154 amino acids. The transcript has a single exon. Lineage: Eukaryota; Metazoa; Nematoda; Chromadorea; Rhabditida; Ancylostomatidae.
AUGAUGAAAGCCAUGAAGAUUAAGUACGUCGUCAUCGGACUGACCGACAAGACGAGACGACGUCACCCUCUCAACGCCGUACAUGAAACUGGAGAAGAACUGUUCUUAGGAACACACAACAGUAGAGGUGUUGUUGGAGUUAGCGUCCUCGUCAACAAAAGUAUAGCAAAGAACAUCGACUCUUUCGAACAACUUACAACCCGAAUCGGACGUCUGCGGAUCAGAAGAUGUAACACCAACUUUAACUAUCUUCGUCGCUUACGCUCCAACAUCAAUGUACGAAGAAGAAGAAGUCGAAGCUUUCUAUAUGGACCUGGAGAAGUUCUACCGAGAAGAUCAUGCCUUCUACGAGGUUAUAACUGGAGAUUUCAAUGCCAAAGUUGGCCCAAGAAGAACGACGAGGAACUUCACAUCGGGACCCUACAAUUGAAUGAACAGAGGAGAGGCUCUCCGAGUUCAUCAUGA